Messenger RNA from Coregonus clupeaformis (lake whitefish), 1141 nucleotides. Its product is annotated as cAMP-dependent protein kinase inhibitor alpha-like. The coding region runs from base 232 to 459 and encodes 75 amino acids. Gene Ontology annotation, cellular component: nucleus; cytoplasm. Gene Ontology annotation, molecular function: cAMP-dependent protein kinase inhibitor activity. Lineage: Eukaryota; Metazoa; Chordata; Actinopteri; Salmoniformes; Salmonidae. The transcript has 3 exons. Gene Ontology annotation, biological process: negative regulation of cAMP-dependent protein kinase activity. The record is from RefSeq and is a predicted model, not a curated record.
AACGUGAAACCCGCUCCAUGUAAGAUACCGUGGACCGAUGUUGGUGUUAAUUGAUUUGUUUAUUCUAUUAUAAGAAAAGGAAACACCACACUGCGGCAUAAUUUCAUUUUUGCCCCGCGAAAAGGAGGAUGGUGGCUGGGUAGUAAUAACUUCGGAUUCGCUGCUUUUCCUUGGCACGCGCACAGAUCCAGUUGGUGAGGGCAGCAGUAGCAGGGUUCUGAUCCUGAGGAGAUGACGGAGGUGGUAGAGCCCAAGCUGGACUUUGCAUCCUCGGGUCGCUCGGGGAGAAGGAACGCCCUACCUGACAUCCUGGGGUCACCGGCUGGGGUCAACCCCACUGACCUUCCACUCAAACUGGCCGAGCUCAACCUCACAGAUGUUCCGGGAGAAGCCCAGUCUCCCACGGCGGAGGAGGCCCCACCCCCUACAGAGAGCUCUGAGGGGAAUGAGGGAUCAUAAGGCUGCCUGGUGGGGGUCUAACUAGCCCCAAUGUUUACCUCUUGUGAGGCUGAUGAGAUAACUGUAGAAGAGGAAUGGAUGGGUAGGACGAUACAGAAGGACCCAUGAAGGAGUGAUGGGCCUGUUUGAACAGCAGCUGAGCUGCAGAGAGAGAGAGAGGGAUGAUCGUAGAAAGAGUGGGAGAGAAGGUUAGAAGGAUGGACAGAGAACUGUCUCUAUCACACAAUCUGAAAAGACUUAAGAAAAGUGUCGGUGUGUGUGGGUGGAUGGAUCACCUCUACUCCCACACACACUGCCAUGAGAAACAAAGGACAUACGCUGAUUAUAUACUGUUGUACACAACGGAGAAGACUCAAUUGAAAAAAUUUAACAUUUACAAUUUCCUGCUGACGUCUAUAACAGGUUGGACAAUGGGCGGAUCCUAGUGGCCUGUAGUGGUUCUGAGCUUUCUGAUUGGUCUGGAAGAGAUAAGGUAAUAAUGUAUUAUAAUGUACUGGAUGUGUAUGAAGAACGAGGUGAGAGUGAGUUAACUGUAUAACAAGGGGAAGCUGGCUUCCUCUUUUGGUGUCUCACACAGACGUUUGAUGUAUGAAUUCAGAUCUGAGACUUUAAUACGGAUGGCAGCGUGGUAUGUACAGCAUACAGUGAGGGAAAAAAGUAUUUGAUCCCCUGCUGAUUUUGU